CGGGAAAGCGUAAAUAAACUUGCACGAUUUCGGCGCAGAGUUACUAGAGCGGGUUAGUAAAAUGCGCUUAAAUCACUAAGUGCCACACGUGGAGCGCGUGUCUUUAGCUCGAAUUAGAAACGUUCGUCGCUGGACUGCAGCAGACGUCGUUAGCUCGCUGGCUAGCUGAUGACCACAAAGACCUGAAGCACUAAGCCCGUCGUUAACGUUGCUUAGCAGGUCCGCUGAUGUUCAUCUGCCUGAACAUACGCUGACUGGACCCGGGUGCAGAAGUGGACUUCAGCUCACGUAGGAAUCUGCACGAACUUGAGAUGACUUUAGAACGGUUCAAGAUGACUACUUCUUGGAGUGAUCGACUUCAGAACUACCCAGACCUUCCUGCCAACAUGGAUGGCUUGUCUAUGAAGAAGUACAGACGAGAGGCCUAUCACAGCUUGCCACGGGAACUGGCCCAAUGUCAUCCUGCUAUGAGAGUUUUUGUCAACAGAAGUUUGGCAAUGGAGAAGAUAAAAUGCUUUGGCUUUGAUAUGGAUUACACUCUAGCAGUGUAUAAGUCUCCAGAGUAUGAAUCCCUAGGCUUUGACCUGACUGUGGAGCGGCUGGUUUCCAUUGGUUACCCACAAGAGCUUCUAAACUUCGUCUAUGACCCUUCCUUCCCAACCAGAGGCCUGGUAUUUGAUACAAUGUAUGGCAAUCUACUGAAAGUAGAUGCCUAUGGCAACAUUUUGGUGUGUGCCCAUGGUUUUAACUUCAUGCGUGGACCAGAGAUUAGGGAAAUGUAUCCAAACAAGUUCAUCCAGCGUGGAGAUACAGAGCGAUUCUACAUCCUGAAUACCCUCUUUAAUUUGCCUGAGACCUACCUUUUUGCUUGCUUGGUUGAUUUCUUCACCAACUGUUCCAGAUACACUAGCUGUGAAACUGGAUUUAAAGAUGGAGAUCUCUUCAUGUCCUUCAAAAGCAUGUUUCAGGAUGUCAGGGAUGCUGUUGACUGGGUUCAUUUCAAGGGAUCACUGAAAGAAAAGACAGUGGAAAACCUAGAGAAGUAUGUUGUGAAAGAUGCCAAGCUGCCACUACUCCUCAGUCGAAUGAAUGAAGUUUCCAAAGUAUUCCUGGCCACUAACAGUGACUACAAAUACACAGAUAAAAUCAUGACAUACUUGUUUGACUUCCCUCAUGGUCCUAAAAUGGGAACUCCUCAUCGGCCCUGGCAGUCCUAUUUUGACCUUAUCCUGGUGGAUGCCAGGAAGCCAGUGUUUUUUGGGGAAGGCACAGUCCUGAGACAGGUGGACACGACCACGGGAAGGCUGAAGAUUGGAACAUAUACAGGGCCACUGCAGCAUGGCAUUGUGUACUCUGGUGGAUCUUCAGACAUUGUUUGUGAUCUAUUGGGAGCGAAAGGGAAGGACAUUUUGUACAUUGGUGACCACAUUUUUGGAGACAUUCUCAAGUCGAAGAAACGUCAAGGUUGGAGAACAUUCUUGGUGAUUCCGGAGUUGGCUCAAGAGCUGCAUGUGUGGACUGACAAGAGCUCUCUUUUUGAGGAACUGCAGAGUCUGGAUAUUUUCCUGGCAGAGCUCUACAAGCAUUUGGACAGCAGCAGUAAUGAGAGACCUGACAUCAGUUCCCUUCAGAGAAGGAUUAAGAAAGUAACCCAUGACAUGGACAUGUGUUAUGGGAUGAUGGGUAGUCUGUUCCGUAGUGGCUCUAGACAAACACUCUUCGCAUCGCAAGUGAUGCGCUAUGCUGACUUGUAUGCUGCCUCCUUCAUCAACCUACUUUACUACCCCUUCAGCUACCUGUUUAGAGCAGCACAUGUACUGAUGCCUCAUGAGUCUACAGUAGAACACACUCAUGUGGCUAUCAAUGACAUGGAGUCACCCAUGGCAACACGCAACCGUCACUCUGUGGACUUCAGAGACUUUGAGUGUAAGAGGCACCAGCUGACCCGCUCCAUCAGUGAGAUUCAGCCGCCACACCUGUUCCCUCAGACACCACAGGAGAUCACACACUGCCAUGAUGAGGAUGAUGAUGAGGAAGAGGAAGAAGAGGAGGAGGAGGAAUAGACAACCUGUAGUUUUGGCAUCAAGUGAGAGUAGAUCUUCUAAAAAUAUGCUUACAUUACCAGGUUAGAAUUCAGCACGUUCGUCAUAGCAUUUAUUAUCCAGAUCAGCUUUAUUCUUGGAUAAAGUGAAAAUAAUUAUUUUUUUCCAUUGCCUAUUCCAAAUGCGAUUAUAUUUUUAGAACUUGAAUUGUUCUGUAAGGCUAAAAAACUUUGAGGGUGCCUUCUGUUGUUCAGACCUGUUUUGUAAGUGAAAUUCACUUUGGAAUCAACAGUGAAUCCCUCACAGACCUAACUCCUUUGAUCACCUCAUGAGAAGGCGAAGUUCACUUGCAGACACACCCUGCCUUCUCUGAUCCAUGAUAACACUGCAUAUGUUCCAGUCUGCGCAAAUCAGUUUUUUGUCACCUGUUACCAUGCCAUUUGCAUGAUACGAAGGGAACAAAUACAUUAUUUACCUUACAAAGCUGCCUUUGCUCAGCACAGCCUUAGAAAAUAGCAUGCAAUGGCAUUUCAUGUAGUGGGUGAUAUUAUUUUCAGCCUUUCAGAAUGAAACCUUACUGCAUGAUGACAACUGUGUACUAUGCCAAGGUUCCUCAUACAUGCAACCAAAGCCUAUUGUAACCAGUGUUGUGCCUGUGACUAGGCCAUUCAGAAGGAGGCUAAAGCUCUCCUACUACAGCUGUAUCCUUUCAUUGGAUUGAAAAUGUACCUUGUAUAAAUGAGCUGUUAGUACAGCUUUUUUUUUUUUUUUGCUCAUUGUGUUAUAGAAAGUGAAGCAUGCAUAUGAUUCAUUCUUUCAUUAUUUUGUUGGUUAUUUUGGAAAAUUGUUCUUAUUUGAAUAGCUGAAAACAGCACAAUUGAUGACUGCCAUAUUAUAUGCCUGCUUUGAGCUGAAUGCAGCCAGAAUGACUUUUUGAAUUAUGUUUAGAUUAAUCAGCAACUGCACUAGAAGGGCAACUGCAUCAACUUUAAUGUCAGCAGCCAUAACUGAGAAGUGCAUGAGAUUUGUUGCCUGCAUGCAGGUGUAAGAUUGCAUCACUGCCUCAACUACUGUAAAGCAGUUGUUGUGUUCAUAAAGCAUUGAGAAUCUGGACCACGGGGAAUUCUACUUAUGCAUCAUGCCUUAGCCAUGCACAGUACAUUACAGAUUUACAAUCGGUUUCUUUUGUAUCUGUCGGAUUGCUGGAUUUUUUGUUAAUGUUCUUUCACUUAAGUAUUCAGUUUUGAGCUGAAAAGUGUUGCUUAAAUAUUAUAUUCAGUGCUGUAGUGCUGAUCAGAAUGGAAAGGAUUGAUUUUGACCUAUUUUCAGUGUUCUUUUGUCAGCUGGUCAUGGACACUAAUGUGGACCAAAAGGAACUUGACUGUAAUCAUUACAUUUCUUUUGGCUACUGUGCUUCAUUGUAUGUGCCUCUUUGGCCCUAUUCUCACAGGAUACUGCUUAUUUCAUACGCAUUGAAUAUAUGCAGAUGUAAAUUUGACCGCGUCAUCUGAUAUGCUGAGGUAAUACUUGGCCCUGGUACUGAGUUAGCAAUACAGAUGUUUGGAAUGAAAAGCGUAUUGUAGACUUUCUUUGCUUCUGCUUUGACAUGUUGACAUGCUGUAUACAUGUACUGUACAUAUUCAGAUGUACAAAUGCAUGUUUUCUAUACACUGUUGAACAGUCUCAUCAGUAUUCCUGAAAAUUGAAUGUUUAGUUUUGUUGGACUUGAUUUGGACGGUUUGCUCCAACAGAGCAACCCAUAACCAAAGGCUGCUUCAUUUUUAUGCCUGUGUGGGUUUAGCAGGCCUGUGUCAGUCAUAGUGGCGAACAGCACUAUGUGACGACAUUAUUUGAGUGCGGUUCUCUGUGCCAUUUUGUUUUUGUAUACAUGAAAAAAGUUGGCUUACCUUUGUUUCAUGAGUGACUUGAGGCAAUUUAACCAAGUUGCCCUUGAAUUUUUUUAACGUGUGCAUGUUUCCCAGCAUUGAUUUUUUUUUUUUUUUUUUUUUUUUUAGCUUUAGAACUUGUUUUUGCAUUGUUUACAGUAUAAAUAUUGAGACUGAUUUGGUUUUGUGUUUUGAGCUGUUCUGAGCUGAAGAACAGUGCAGUCCAUCAGACAUAAUCCACUGAGCACAGCCUGUUCUCAGCAGAGGCAAUUUCCAUUUCCAAACAGCACCAUCAAACCUGGACAGUGGCUAUUUUCUACUGUACAGUCAUAUGGUCACCUAGUGCGUGCAACAAUUUCAACUUGCUUCACCUAAUUCCACUGUGAAAUCAUACCUGAUCCAGAUCAAAUCGCAACUAUACAACUACAUACUUGAUCACUGAUUUAUAUUGAUUCAUAUUAAAGUACUCAGUACAAAACAAUGGAGACUGUGAUCAUGUUCGUUCAUUGUGGUCCAGGUGUCUCUAAGGAAGCAGAUGUAGUCUUUAUUUUUUUAAGAUGAUGCACAAAAGCACUGAAUGAUGAAGGACAAGGCUUAGAACAAACUGUGAAGAGCCAUGUUUUAUUUCAAAUAACGGUUACUUGUUUGCCUUAAAUGACUGAUGACAAUUUUCUUUCCUGCUGUUAUUUUUCAAAGUUUUUGUUAUAUUUGGUCUACUUUUAUUUUGUCUGCAAUGAUGAGAAAAGAGGAUGUGUCAUGAAUUUACAAUCUGUAAUCUUACUGUAGAAAUAAAGGCUAUUUCUCUUA
Messenger RNA from Pygocentrus nattereri (red-bellied piranha), 4735 nucleotides. It is a transcript of the gene nt5c2a, whose product is annotated as 5'-nucleotidase, cytosolic IIa. The coding region runs from base 312 to 2063 and encodes 583 amino acids. Gene Ontology annotation, molecular function: 5'-nucleotidase activity. The record is from RefSeq and is a predicted model, not a curated record. The transcript is spliced from 19 exons. NCBI's taxonomy places the organism in Eukaryota, Metazoa, Chordata, Actinopteri, Characiformes, Serrasalmidae.